Bolinopsis microptera is the source of this 2045-nucleotide messenger RNA. RefSeq lists its product as uncharacterized. The transcript is spliced from 7 exons. The coding region runs from base 29 to 841 and encodes 270 amino acids. The record is from RefSeq and is a predicted model, not a curated record. NCBI's taxonomy places the organism in Eukaryota, Metazoa, Ctenophora, Tentaculata, Lobata, Bolinopsidae.
CACUACUAUAUAACAAAUAAUUUGAGCGAUGCAGCCGGAUUACAACUUCAGCCGCCCGGAAACAGCCGGUACGACAAGUAGCAGUAUGUACCCCUCCUCGGACAAGAGCUUCGCUUACAGCAUCAUAUCCAGCAAGUUUCAGUCAACAGGCGAGACACAGGUGCUACUACUACCCAAAGUGAACGCAAGAAGAUCCAUAAGGUUUGACAAGGAGAUGACUGGUCCCAAGAUAAUGGCAGUCAGAGAAACCGCUCAGUGGCUCAUAAGUAACAACAACCGAAUGACAGACGACCUAUCAAAAGAGUGUAGAAGACUGGAUGAUUCCUAUCUGAAAUGGUAUCGGAAACAUUUCAACGAGAAAAAGGACGUGCUGGAAAAAGUGAGCAAUCUUCUGUCACAUGCGAAAAAGGAGAAAACUGAAAGAUGCAGAUCCUACCAGUCGUGCUACAAGAAGAGCUCAACUCCAGCUAGCAGAAUGAAGAGUACCAGAUCCACCACCCACCAUCGUGCUGGCGGCAUAUUCCCUACAGAGCUACCCGAUGUGGAGGUCGUAGAUAAUGAUAAGGUCGAACAAAAGACCGUGGUCCAAAUAGAUUCCACCGGAGAUAAGCCGGAGGGAACCCCUAAAAAGGAGGGAGAAGGAACCCCUACAAAGAAGGGAGAAGGAACCCCUACAAAGGAGGGAGAGGGAACCGUGACUGAAAAUAAACAGAAAAACGGCCUAACAACGAAGCGAGGGUUGUCACGCGAGGAGAGGAAUGGUGGUGUUCAGAAAACACCUGACAGUGGUAAGAAAGGAGUGAGGAUUGUCGAGCCUGAGUCAAAACCAACCAAGAACUGAACAGUACCCUACGUCCUAAUGUGGGGAUAACUUGCGAAAUGUGAACAAGUAAUCUAAAAGGACGAUAUUCUUUAUUUAAAUAGUUUAUAGUUUAAAGGAGGAGAUUUGGUUAGAUUACAUUAGGGUUAUAUAUAGGGUAGGUGGGGUGUAUUGAAACAUAGUGUGUGUACGGGGUCAGUACGGGGUAUGUACAUACUACUAGUACUACUGACCACUGAUUACUCAACAUGCAAAUUGAAACAAAGUUUUAAAAUCUUUACUUAAAAACACGAUAUAUGUACAGCAAACGAAGUCCAUAAAAAUGCUACUUAAAAGCUUAAAGCGUGAUCUCUACAAAUGGCAGCAUUUUAUUUAGAAUUCAAUUCAAACAGAAAAAAAUUAAUGGCCAUUUUCUUAAUCUAAAUCGAAUGACAGAUAUAAAUUUUUCCUCAACCAAGGCUUUUACCUUCAAAUCUCAACAGAACAGGAUAAAAUCACACAAUUUUCUAUUCUAAUGUUUCCUAAAGAUCCAUGAUUGACAAAGAAAUUAUGCAAACUACUGCUGCCUUGAGUAGCGUAUACUGUAAUAGCUAACAAAAUUCUGCAUCAUUUCAAAUCUGUUACUCUUCUAAAAGUAAUCAAUUCUUUAUGAAAGCUAAAAACUAAAAGAAGUUUUUUAAUGUCUGUGGGAUUGUCUCAGGAGUACACUCAAUUCUCACUGAUAUUUUAAAUUAGAAGUAAACUACGCGAAAGAAGUCAGCUGGAUUUCUUGUGUUUCGUAAGAAAAUCUCGGAUUUUCUGUUCGUUUGCUCCAGAGAACUCUUCAAUCUGAAAGGGAAAGUGAAAGGGAAAGUGAAAGGGAAAGCAUCUGACCGAAAGUUGGUAUUGUACAAAUUUAGAUUAUUACAAAGCAAUUCUUGAUCGGUAAAAGUGUGUAAUGUUUACCUUAGUGCAGCGCCUAAAGAACUGGAAGGUGGGAACACAUGUAAUGCCGCAUGCUUGAGAUGUGGUCUGAAAGAGAGUGUAUAUUUGAUUAAUACAAUUUCAAUAUUACAGUUUUAUAAUGAGAUUUAUAUAAGUUAGAAAAAUAUAUGUUGAGCUGUAACUUACUACUUACUACUACUUACAAUGUUAUCAUCUACAUUGAUCUGGUAGAACACUACGUCAGGGUUUUCUUUAAUGAUAUCCUGGAUAAGGAAUUACUUGUUAAAUUAUUCAUGUUUAA